Molecule: messenger RNA, 2160 nt
Organism: Acanthisitta chloris (rifleman)
Lineage: Eukaryota; Metazoa; Chordata; Aves; Passeriformes; Acanthisittidae
Gene: PTBP1
Product: polypyrimidine tract binding protein 1
Exons: 14
Coding region: 290-1870 (526 amino acids)
Biological process (GO): regulation of RNA splicing; mRNA processing; regulation of cell differentiation
Cellular component (GO): nucleus
Molecular function (GO): mRNA binding
Source: RefSeq, a predicted model, not a curated record
UGGGAGAGCUGCAGUUCUCUGGCACUGCUGGGUCUUGGGUCUCCACCAUCACCAUCUAAUAAUUCCUUUGUAUGAACUGUCCUUGGCUCACCUGCAACGACAACUGUGCACUUUGACUUGCUUUUUUUCUUACUACUGUAAACUAUGCUGGAUUUUUGUGGCAAACCUAUCUAACUUUUUUAAUCCUUUUCUUUCUUUUUUCUACAGCAUUGUCCAAGAUAUAACAGUUGGUACAAAGCGGCAAGCUGACGAGCUUUUCUCUCCUUGUGUUACUAACGGACCCUUUAUCAUGAGCAGCAACUCCUCUUCUGCAGCUAAUGGAAACGACAGCAAGAAGUUCAAAGGUGACAGCAGGAGCGCCGGGCUCCCGUCCCGAGUGAUCCACAUCCGCAAGCUGCCCAGCGACGUCGCCGAGGCAGAGGUCAUUUCUCUGGGCCUGCCGUUCGGCAAGGUCACCAACCUUCUGAUGCUGAAAGGAAAAAACCAGGCUUUCAUAGAGAUGAACACGGAGGAGGCAGCCAGCACCAUGGUGAACUACUACACCACAGUCACUCCAGUGCUCCGGAACCAGCCCAUCUACAUCCAGUUCUCCAACCACAAGGAGCUGAAGACAGACAGCUCUGCUAACCAAGCACGUGCCCAGGCAGCUCUGCAGGCUGUGACCACGGUGCAGACCGGGAGCCUGGCGCUGGCAGCCACGGCCGCGGCCGUUGAUGCGGGAAUGGCUAUGGCUGGACAGAGCCCUGUCCUGAGGAUCAUCGUGGAGAACCUCUUCUACCCUGUCACUCUGGAUGUUCUGCAUCAGAUUUUUUCCAAAUUUGGUACAGUCUUGAAAAUCAUCACAUUCACGAAGAACCACCAGUUUCAGGCCCUGCUGCAGUAUGCUGACCCCAUGAGCGCGCAGCAUGCCAAACUGUCCCUGGACGGACAGAAUAUCUACAAUGCCUGCUGCACUCUGCGCAUCGACUUCUCCAAGCUCACAAGUCUCAAUGUGAAGUACAACAACGACAAGAGCAGAGACUAUACCCGCCCAGACCUGCCCUCUGGGGACAACCAGCCCACUCUGGACCAGACCAUGGCAGCUGCUUUUGGUGCCCCAGGAAUAAUCUCUGCUUCUCCAUAUGCAGGAGCUGGCUUCCCUCCUACCUUUGCCAUUCCUCAGGCUGCAGGCCUGACAGUUCCAAGUGUUCCUGGAGCACUAGCUCCUUUGGCUAUUCCAGCAGCAGCUGCGGCGGCUGCAGCAGGACGGAUUGCCAUUCCCAGCUUCGCUGGGGCAGGGCACUCCGUGCUGCUGGUUAGCAAUCUGAGCCCAGAGAGAGCUACACCCCAAUGCCUCUUUAUUCUUUUCGGAGUCUAUGGUGAUGUGCAGAGGGUGAAGAUUUUGUUUAAAAAGAAAGAGAAUGCUCUGGUUCAGAUGACUGAUGGCAACCAGGCCCAGCUCGCCAUGAGCCACCUGAACGGGCAGAAGCUCCACGGGAAGCCGAUCCGUAUCACCCUGUCCAAGCACCAGACGGUGCAGCUGCCCCGUGAUGGGCAGGAGGACAACGGCCUGACCAAGGACUUCGGCAACUCUCCUCUGCACCGCUUCAAGAAACCAGGCUCUAAAAAUUUCCAGAACAUCUUUCCCCCUUCUGCCACUCUUCAUCUGUCCAACAUCCCACCUUCAAUAACUGAAGAAGACCUUAAGAUGUUGUUUUCAAGCAACGGUGGGAUGGUCAAAGGAUUCAAAUUCUUCCAGAAGGACCGUAAAAUGGCUCUGAUCCAGAUGAGCUCUGUGGAAGAAGCCAUUCAGUCCCUCAUUGAGCUCCACAAUCAUGACCUGGGGGAGAACCAUCACCUGCGUGUGUCCUUCUCCAAGUCCACCAUUUAGAGCUUGGGAAGGCCUGAGACAAAAUGGACUUGACUUAAAACCUCUGGGGUUCAGCCUCCACCUUAAAAGGCUGAGCACUAGGGUUUCAACUUCCAUCAUUCCAGAAAAAAAAAAAGCCACUUUAAAAAUGCAGCUGAAGUGACCUUAAAAGACCAGAGAUUUAUUUUUUUAAAGAGAAAUCAGUUUACCGGUUUUUACAAAAAAAGAAAAUUAGCUCUAAUUUCUCUUGCUAACCUUGCGGUGAUGGGUAACAAUCUUGACUGUUCCAAUAAAAAUCACAAGUUAAAGUU